This is a messenger RNA of Pleurotus ostreatus (oyster mushroom), 1158 nucleotides long. RefSeq lists its product as uncharacterized. The record is from RefSeq and is a predicted model, not a curated record. Gene Ontology annotation, cellular component: nucleus. Lineage: Eukaryota; Fungi; Basidiomycota; Agaricomycetes; Agaricales; Pleurotaceae. Gene Ontology annotation, molecular function: RNA polymerase II cis-regulatory region sequence-specific DNA binding; DNA-binding transcription factor activity, RNA polymerase II-specific. The transcript has 2 exons. Gene Ontology annotation, biological process: regulation of transcription by RNA polymerase II. The coding region runs from base 1 to 1158 and encodes 385 amino acids.
AUGGACGUAGACGCCCCUCGCGGCGCUCGGCGGCCCGCCAGGGGAAGCGCUCCUUCUUACAGCAUUCUCCAACCCGAUCCGCACAGUGGCAAGCUGGAGAACAUCGCAUCCAAUUCUUCAUACGGCAGAGGAAGCCGGUCUCCAACUUCCCCGACUCGUAGUGGCAUGGUGAAUGGCUUCGAUCCUAUUUUCAGGGUGCCCCCUUUGCACAAGGUGGGCCCACAAGCGGAACGCCCACAACAAGGUUCAGGCAGUGGAUCGCCAUCAAGCAUGGAUGUGGACCCUCGCCACAUGAUAAUAUCCUUUCCUACCGCUCCCACCUCGCCCGCAGCUAGUCGCUACACACCCAUCGAUCGGAGCGAAAAUCGGGAUUCUGGUGUUGACGAUUCUUCGACCCAUGGUGGAGAGACGGGUAAAAAACACCUCUGCCCUGUUUGUGGUAGUCGUUUCAAUCGUCCGUCCUCUCUUAGGAUCCAUAUCAAUACACACACUGGAGAAACUCCUUUCAAAUGUCCCUGGCCGGACUGUGGGCGUGAAUUCAAUGUCAACUCGAAUAUGAGGAGGCAUUACAGGAACCAUGCCUCUCCUGGAUCAUCUCGCAACGGCAGAGAUGGAGGUACUCAGAAACGGCGGAGGCGGAGGACGACUGCUCCCAGCGCUGUUGAAUACACCCCAGAUACCCCCGUCCCAGGCUGCCACGCCAUUCGACAGCAACAGAAUGCACCGCACACAUCAGGGCAUCAACAUCAACGAGCCUCAUCUUUCAAUCCCCCUCCAAUCUCUACGCUCUCAGUGCGUGAGGGCUCUUUUGCGAGCGCGGGGACAUCUGAGAGCGAAGAUGGCGAUGGAUACGGACCAUGCGAUUCUGAGGACAUUGAUGAGCUCAGCGAGGACGAUUUUCGUGGCCCAUCGAGAGUAACACGACGGCCUGCGUUGUUACAGAUCGCUUCUUCAUCAACGGCUUCAUCAUCCCCGGUUUCGAGCCCUAGCCUCUCGGCCUCAUCCUCAACCAGUCCAUAUAGCCGCACAUCGGCUUCGUUAUCGCCGCCUCCGCCAGGGCCUCACCCCCGUCCAUCGCACCCAUUUCUUAUGCACAAGCAGGAACCCGGCUUUGAGGCCAGGAUAUUGAUCAGAGGCAAUAAACAUGGAAUUCUCUGA